Molecule: messenger RNA, 2517 nt
Organism: Pangasianodon hypophthalmus (striped catfish)
Lineage: Eukaryota; Metazoa; Chordata; Actinopteri; Siluriformes; Pangasiidae
Gene: znhit6
Product: zinc finger HIT-type containing 6
Exons: 10
Coding region: 160-1206 (348 amino acids)
Biological process (GO): box C/D snoRNP assembly; snoRNA localization; maturation of LSU-rRNA from tricistronic rRNA transcript (SSU-rRNA, 5.8S rRNA, LSU-rRNA)
Cellular component (GO): pre-snoRNP complex; nucleus
Source: RefSeq, a predicted model, not a curated record
CACGACAACUGUCGUAAACUGUCGCUGCGAACAGAAAUACGGCAGCGGUUGGUGCACGUGUGGCGGAAGUGAAUGCAGCUCUGAGUGGUUUGCAGUGAGAAAGUUCACUAGCGGAGUUUUAUUUAUUAAACAUUAUUUAUUUUACAGAACAAACUCGACAUGGACGCGUUAGAAGAGGAGCGGAGAGGACUGAAGCGGAAAUUAUCGCUGACGAGCUGCGACGUGUGUGAAGCCGAGGAAGCCAAGUACCGCUGUCCCAGCUGCCUGAAGUGCUCGUGCAGUCUGUCCUGCGUGAAGCGGCACAAGCUGCGCUCGGGAUGCAGCGGCGUUCGCGAUCGUACCGCCUUCCUCCCUGUGUCUCGCUUCAGCGACCUCGACCUGCUCAAUGAUUACAGGUUUCUGGAGGAGACGGGACGCGUCGCUGACAGACCCAACAGAGACGCGCUGCUACACACUCGAUCACGCCACAGCUUCGGUGCGAUGCUGCUGCUGAGGAACGCGAAGGCGGCGAAGGUGAAUCUGAAGAUCCUGCCGAAGUCCUUCAGCCGGCGCAGAGAGAACACGUCCAUCUACAACAAAACAGAGAGGAAGCUGUACUGGCACCUGAAGCUCGUCUUCCCUCAGAGCAAUGCGGAAUACACUGACAGAGUUCCAGAAGACCGAGUUCUUGAGAAGAUCCUGAGUGACUACAUCCACCCGACUGAAUCGGAUCCAGUAAAACGGCAAAACUUGAAGAUGUACGUUCUCACGCCCAUCGAUCAGCUCAGCGUGUUUAUGAAGUCAGAGCAGAGGCAGCCAAACUCUCUGAAGUACCAUGAGCUGGACUUGAAGAAAAGUCUGAGAGAGAACCUGAUGUUCAAAACAGUGGUGGAGUACCCGGAGCUCCAUGUUGUUGUAGAAGGGCAUUGUGAGGAAUACCGCACUCGCAUCCCAGACAGAAGCAUCAUCUCGCCACGUCCUUCUUCCUCUUCAGAAGCUCAGGGAGCUCCGGAGAGCCACACAGCAAGACCAGGAAAGGAAACAACGGCACAAUCGGAGCUGGAGGAAGGAGAGAUCCAAAGCGAGGAUGAGGAGGAGGAGGAGGAGGAGGAUGUGAAGGAUGAUGAUCAAAAUGCUAUCGGGAAUGUCAGUUGCUCAGUCUCUCAUGAUCAUGAUCAUGAUGAUGAUGGAGGUGAAGAUCACGAAGAUGAGGGUGGCACUUCGUAAGAUCAAAAUCUAACCAAAAAAUUGAACGACCCUCCACCUCCUCUAAACGAUGAUGAUGAUGAUGAUGAUGAUGAUGAUAUCAAAAAUACAGCGAGCUCAGAGUGUCUUCUUCCUCCUUCUUCAAGUGAUAACAUUGAUGAGGAUGUUGAAGGUCAUCUUGGUAAUCUUGAUAAUCCUGCUGUCCAAAAUGUAGUAUGUCUUCCUUCUUGCCUUGAUGAUGUUACUAAACAGAAUAGUGACUCCAUGGAAGCAGAUGGUGCUCCUCUUGCUCUUCCUGAUGGUGAUGUUGAAGUUGGAAGAUGAAAUAUUAUGAUGUUUUUGAUGAGAAAAAUGUGAAUAUAAUAAGCUGGAGUUGUCAUCAUGAUAACACGGCUAACUACCAACAUUUAAAAAUCAGUGUUUUGUAUGUUUUGUUUACUAAUGACUCCAUAAUUACAAAUUCAUUUUCAUUAUCUAGGACAGCGACCAGUCAGUUAUUGGAAAAUAAUUACCGACAACGUGGUGUGAUGAAGCGGAGUUACUGUUACCGCUCUGGAGUUGAUUCUUUUGCUAUAACAGCACGCCUGAAGUGUUUUAUUCCUCUUAUACCACAGCAAUAAUCUUUUUAUAGUAACUUCUACGGUUGUGGGACGUCCAUGACACAUGUUAGUUCCUGUUCUCACUUAGGUUAUAGCAGCUAUAAAGAGUUAUCCCAUAACCAUCUUCUGUUUAUUCUCUCAGUUAAAAAAAAAAAAAAAGUCAGAAAACUUAGUUACACCUUUACCUCUGACAGUUACAAUGUGCUCACACUGGAGACUCCUUCCGUAAAUGUUAAACAUCUUACAGAAAACGUCACCAUAUCAACGAUUACACACAUUUUUUUAAUCUUAAUCUGUUUAUGUGGAACGUCUGCCUUAUAAGAUAAGAUAAGAUAAUCCUUUAUUCGUCCCCCAAUGGGGAAAUUUGCAUACAAGUCCCUGUGAAUGAGCUGUUACUAUGGAAACGAUAAUGCAUUAGGAUGAAUGCGUUAAUAUAAACCUGUGAUUUACUGAAGUCAGAACCACUGUCCGAGCUGCUCUUUUAGAAAAUGAAUCAACAUCUUCUGUCCAAUCAGAUUUGAGAAUUGAACAGUGCUGUGGUAUGUAAGAUGUUUCCUGACAGAAGAAAAUGAAACACCUGCCAGCCAAUGAGCAGGAUCAGUAUUUUCCUAGCACGCUGUAUGAACAUGUAAAAGGUAUACGUGAACAACAAAAAGUUUUUUAGUAAAUGUGUACAGUAAACUGACCUUCAUUUCUGUGAUAUGAGAUUUUAAUAAAAAAAAAAAAAAAGGGG